CGAUGGCUACCUUCCCCCCAAGAUGACCAAGAGGAUUCUUGAGCAGGCCCGCGAGCAGCGGGACGAGAUGGAGGAAGAGGAGGAGGAGGCUGAGGCACCCGGGGUGGCGGGUGGGGGGGGACGCGGACUGGUGGGGGACCAGCGGUUUUCCUUCGCGACCCCGGUUCCCGGUGGCUCUCCCGGUGGGUUAAGACAAGACGACAGCGAUGAUGAUGAUGAUGACGAUGAUGAGGAGGAAGAAGAGUAUGAGGAAGGGCUUGCGGAUGAGGUCGCGAUGUCGGAGGCGGAGGAGAGGCUAGUCUCAAGCUUCAUGAACGCUGCGCCGUUCCAACGGAGAUCCCUCGCGGACAUCAUCAUGGAGAAGAUCAGGGAGAAGGAGGAGGGCGAGACCAGGGCGGCGGGGAUGGGCGGGGGCGGCGACGAGGACGAGGACGGUAUGCCAAGACUGCCUCCAAAGGUUGUCGAGGUGUACGGGGCUAUCGGGAAGAUGCUGAAAUCGUACACCGCAGGGAAGCUCCCCAAGGCGUUCAAGAUCAUCCCUUCGCUCACAAAUUGGGAGCAGGUGCUGUGGUUGACCAGACCCGAGCAAUGGUCGAGCCACGCCAUGCUCGCAGCUACCAAGAUCUUCGCGUCCAACUUCAACGCGAAGAUGGCGCAGAGAUUCUACAACGUCUUCCUCUUGGAGGCUUGCCGAACGGACAUCCUGGAGAACCGACGGCUGAACUACCAUCUCUACGAAGCUCUCCGCAAGUCGGUUUACAAGCCAGCGGCGUUUUACAAGGGGAUGCUUCUACCUUUGGCUUCCGCGGGGGACUGCACCCUCAGGGAAGCAGCCAUCUUCGCCAGCGUCCUUUCGAGAGUGACGAUUCCGGCGAACCACUCCGCGGUAGCGUUGCUCAAGCUGGCGCAGCUUCCGUACAACGGCGCCACGUCUCUCUUCAUCCGUGUGCUGCUCAACAAGAAGUACGCGCUCCCGUACAAGGUUAUCGACUCUCUGGUCGACCACUUCAUGACCUUCACCACGGAAACCCGAGUCCUUCCCGUUCUGUGGCAUCAGAGCCUGCUCGUCUUCGCGCAGCGGUAUCGAGGAGAUAUCACCCGCGCCGACAAGGACCGACUUAAAGAGCUACUGAAAGCCCAACAGCACCACCAAAUUACACCAGAGGUGCGACGGCAGCUCUUCAUGGGCAGCUGCAGAGGGGAGCCCAAAGGCAGCCUCGCGUCCACCCCGCGAUCAACGAACGAUGCCAUGGCGACGGGAUGACGAUAUUCAUUCUUGGUUCGAGGGGCGAGCGUUCGGCCGAUGAACCAAGCGUAGAAUACUUGCAGACGUUUUUUUCUGUAUGCUUGAUUGAGCAACCGAAAGGGCAGCUGGCAUGAUCAGGGAACGGGGCGAAUACUAAAAUCGAUCGCAUUGAAUGCAGUUUGCGAGAUAUGUUGAAUUGUGGCUACUGAAUUUCACGUCGAACUUCGUACUGUUGGUAGAGCCACCCCGUUGUCACCCGGUGUAACCAACUUUACGGGCGAACAUGCCGAAACGGUAACUGCACGAAUAGCGGCAGAUGGACUAUGUUGGGUGUUUUCUGGUAGUGGAACGAAGCACCACAGCAGCAUGUGCCUCGCGAAGGCAGUGAAAGCAGCAGCACUGGAAGUCAAUAUGGGGUCACUGUCUAUUUGUAGGCGAUGGAGUAUGCUUCUGAAACGGCGCCGAAGAAGUGUUGGUUGUGGCAUGUCCGCUUCCGGCCAAUGAAGCGGAUCCCAGCAGUCUUGCUAGGGUUGGAAUAUCGCCAAGAAAAGAUUCACAUGCGGUGGAAUGCGCAUUUUUUU
Molecule: messenger RNA, 1827 nt
Organism: Ectocarpus siliculosus
Lineage: Eukaryota; Phaeophyceae; Ectocarpales; Ectocarpaceae
Source: the annotation of a GenBank genome assembly